UAUUUAUAUUGCACAUUUCACAAAGUGCUUUACACCAAACAUUAAAAUCAUCGAGACAAAAGAAAGACAUAACUUAACUUCAUCAAAGAGCCAAGAGAAUAGAAAUGAAAACAAACUCAAAUAAGAGCUGCACAUCACACGAACACGUCUGGCGUCACCUCGUCGUUCUUGCUGACGCUCGUUGUUCCCACAGCUGCGUCUGGACGAGACUCAGGAGGCGGAAGUACCAGGUGCUGAGGAUGCAGCUGCAGCAGGAGCUGGAGCUGCUCAACGCCUACCAGAGCAAGAUCAAGAUCCACACCGACACGCAGCACGAGCGGGAGGUGAAGGACCUGGAGCAGAGGGUGUCCAUCCGCCGGGCGCUGCUCGAGCAGCGGAUCGAGGAGGAGAUGCUCUCUCUGCAGAACGAGCGUUCGGAGCGUAUCCGGACUUUGCUGGAGCGCCAGGCUCACGAGAUCGAGGCCUUCGACUCUGAGAGCAUGCGCCUCGGCUUCAGCAACAUGGCGCUCAGCGGUAUCCCUGCAGAGGCCUUCAACCAGGGCUACCCGACCCCCAGCCCCUCCUCGGGCUCCAGCGGCUGGCCCUCCCGGCCCGUCCCGCGCUCGGGCAGCCACUGGAGCCACAGCGUGCAGAACUCGGUGGCGACUCCGUCCUGGCGCAGUCAGAACCACGGCGGCGGAGGAUUCAGCCGCGCCGAGUCCAUCACCUCGUCCCACGGACUCGGCAGGGACAGCGAGUUGUACAAGAGCGGCAGCAGAGCUCACCCCCCCUCCUCCUCCUCCCACUCCUCCCACCCCUCCCACUCCUCACACUCCUCACACCCCUCCCACUCCUCACACCCCUCCCACUCUUCCCACCCCUCCCAUCACCACCACCAGCAGCAGCACUACCUCCCUCAGCACUACCAGCACCACCAGAGCACGCCGCAGCUUUACCGCGAAACCCACGACAGCAGGGAGCGCGAGCGGCCCCGGGAGUGGGUGGGAGGAGGCGGCCACUACCCGCACCACUCCCAGGUGCACCACCACCACCUCGCCACACAUGCCUCCUCCCAGUCUUUGGCUCUCCUGCCUCCCCCGCCGCCACCUCCCCCGAUCUCCCUCUCCUCCUCCUCCCCUCCCUCCUCCGCCUCCUCUUCGUCGUCGUCACAGGGAGGCUACGGAGGCGGCGGCGGCGGCGGCCUGAGCAUCAGGGGCCCGGGCCUGAUGGCGCUCAGGAACAGCCCCCAGCCUCUGAGGAGGACGGCCUCUGGGGGGCCGGGGGGCGGCGGGGGGGAGCGACGGCGGGCUCAGCCGGAGCACGUCGGUCACUUCUCACAUUUCUAACGGCUCGCACCUCUCUUACUCGUGAAGCGUCUCCGAUCCACCAACGAGAGUUUUAGGUUUUUAGCAUAUUUUAAGAGCAAAAUAAAUCGUAAUAAAACAAACGCCCCAAUUCUAAGUGUAAAUGUUAACGUCUCCUUUCUGGACGUGUGCAGAGACUCAAGUGUUCCUGAUGCACAAGAAAAGAAAGAGAGGACGCCUUUUUAUAUGAAGUCCCCGUUAACGUCUCCCGCAGUGUGACGAGCUGCACAGGAACAGAAACUAAACCCAAAACAUGAAACGCAGCGUGAAUAAUGAGCCAUGUGCUGCGAAAUGAACAAGUGGAACUGUGAGAUCUGACAAACACACAGAAUAACUCCAUUUGUUCAUUUUGCGCCACAUUGAAUCUGUCGCACAGUUCGGUCGGCGUGCAGCUUUAAACACGAGCAGUUUGAAUUCUGGUUCUCGGCGACGGUCGUGGAGCUUCCACUUUAAAAACCACUGUAACUAUGUAAAUAACAGUAAGUUGUAAACCCAGUUUUUUGUUUCAUACGUUCAGCGGGGUGGGGGGGGGUUCCUUGAAAACACAUUUCUUUUAUUUGUAGUAAUAAAUAAGAUUCUGUAAAUGACAACUUAAAGAAACACUGCCAUCUCUUUGUUGGGCUGACGCAAGACAACUCCACUGCCCUUUAAAGUCUCCGUGAAGGGGCGGUCCGACGCUUCUCACACCUGGAUAUUCUCUGAUAUAAAAAUGUAAAUUCACGAGAAAAACUUAAUUUAAGAGUAAAAAAAGGUAAUUAUUCUCUUUUUUAAAAAGCGGAUCCUUCUUGUAAAUCUGAAACUUUAUCAUCUCGGAGAUUUCCUCAGUUUCUUCUCACAAAUGCAGCAUUUUAAUCUCAGAAUAGUUAAAAAAGCAAAUAAGAAAGAAGUGUCGGACUGCUCCUUUAAAGGGACGCUGCCAGAGAGUAUUUUUGAGUGAGCCGAGCACUAAGUGCGUGUGCGUGUGCGUGCGUGCAGCUUACCUCCACCUGUUCUCCUUCAGUCUGCUCUGCAUCUGUAGAUACGAUGUUACAUUACAAAUUAAUUAGUACGACUACAGCGCAUGGAUCUUGUGUACAGGCGGCAUUUGUAUGGAUAACAUGCACACUACCUAUUUAUAUAGAUGCGUAUAAAUAAAUGUAAGAUACCUGCAAAUGUAGCAGGUAUAUACUGAAGAUUGUUCACUGUCCAAACACUUUGACUUGCAUUGUACUUAGCAGUGUACAUAAAGCACUAACUGAGACUGUGUUAGAGUAAUAAUAAUGAUUGUUGGUGUUGUGUUAGACAGAUAGACGCUAUCAUUAUUAUUAUCUCUCCUGCAGCUGUAAUAUUUAUGUUGUAUGCUAAUUUUAAAAGAUGUAAUUGCCAAUUUUAACCACUAGGUGGGGGAAUAAGCAAUGUUACUGUGAUAGAGCGAUACAAAAGACAACUAUUAAUGUUUCUAUGGAGGACUACCUUUCCCAGCAUUCCUGUGGAGCGCUACGGUUCUGGGCUGCGUUCCACUUCUUAUCUUUUGAGCCAGUAUUAAAAUGUGGAGCGUCCACAGUCGAGCUGAGUAAUAAUAAUUUCCAGAUUCAUUUGGUGCCAUGUGUUUAAUUUGUAUUGUUUUUCUUUUCCCCACAAAAGAAAAAACACUGUAACCUGCAAAGUGUUGGAUAUUAAAUCAUUUAAAUAGACAUUAUGACAUAAAUAGUGUAAAAUAUAUAAAUGAAUCAACAGUUUGUGAAGAACAUUAUUCAAACGCAGCUCAUUAUUAAGACGAUAAGGGAUGAGUUCAGGUUUUAAUUAUUGCUUUCACUCAUAUUUGUUCAUUCAUAUUUUUUAAAGUCUGUUUUUCAUUGUGUCAAAUAUAAAAAGGAAAUAUCAUUUGGACAAUAAGAUUUUUAACUCAAAAGUAAAUUCUCAUUUAAUUUUGGCAUUAUUAAGUUAUAUUUAAUGUCAAUUUAUUUCAUCACUACUGUUUUUAUUCAUGUUUUAUUUCAUAAUACUGUCAUUGAAGGUGACAUUAUGUAAUAAAUACACAUUUCUAAUAUGAAAACAAAAAUGAACGUAUAUCAAACAAGUGAUGAAACCUUAAUGUGCUCAUUGUUAAUUGUUAUGUUCAUUUAUUUACAGUUUUAUUUCAUAAAGCCGAAAUAAGAUUUCCUAUAAGUCUUGUGAAAGUAAUGGAUUUCUUAAUAGUGAGUUAAAUUUGAAUAAUUAAAAUGUAUUUCACACAUUUCUGUUGAUUUACACAUUUACUGAUGCGACUAUUUGUCCUUUAAUUGCUCAUUUAUCUGAUAUAAAACACUUUGUGCGGCUUUAUUAGCGGAACCUUUCCGAGGAACAGCUCGUCGUUUGUUUUGCACGGUGUGAAUGGGGAGAACAGUCAUCGCGUCACUUCCUGCAGCGUCACGACAGGCGGGAAAAGACCAGCUGACUUCCUGCCAACGCGUCACGUGGCGUGUGCAGGAGGAGACCCCGUGGGAUCUGACGCAGAGCGGAAGCUGGGAAAUGUUUUUAAAUGUCACGUGCUGGACUUUUAAUCCCACGUGGAGACACUAAGAGACGUCCAGGUGGUGAAAACAAACGUACCUGUGCAGAUGAGAAAUGUUUGAGAUUUCAUUUUGCCAACUUUUGUUUGUUUAUGCUUUUGUUUCGUGAAGAGUUUGAGUGCUGAUCAUUCCGGAGACACUGCACUCAGAGUAAAUGUCCAGCAGAGGGAACAGGUAGACUCACCUGUUUCUGUGUUGCGUUCACUGACAUCAGGAUUUCUGUGUUUUCAUCGCCUCAAAAUUAAAGGAACGUUUUUGGAGGUUUUCACGUUUGCUGUCAGAUGAUUGUCGGUUUAUUGUUGUCUGAAAGCUCUCCAACACAUGAACAUAUUCAGUUUAGAGCUGAAACAAUUCAACUGUUAGAUGAAUGUGGAGAGAGUAAAGUGACAACUGUUCUCAUUAUAGACUUUGUAUUUAAAGAAAAGCAAAACUCGUUGGUUCCAGCUUCUCAAAUGUGACAUUUUUGGACUUUUGGUCGAACAAAACCUCAAAAUAUUUUGUUAACUUUGAUAUUAAAGAAAGAAAAGCAGAAAUUCUCACAUUUAAGAAGCUGGAAACUGAAUGUGUUCAUGUUCUAAAUACAUUAUAAUCGCCGUCUUUCACUAUUUGAAGACAUUUCAUCAAGAAAGAUAUUCAGAUUAUUUUUUAACAUGAAACGGAGAAAAGAGGCAAAUUAACUUUAUUUUAUUAUAAAUUAAUUGCUGAUUUUUUAUUAACUAAUUAUUUCUGCUCUAAUUUAGUUGCCACUUUUGUUUUAUCACAUUUUGGUCGUUUGGCAUUGAAGCAAAUUCCAUCCAGAAUAAAAGUAAUAAACAAACACGGACCGUAAAGAUGCUGCUUGUUUCAGGCUGGUGGCAAACGAGCCACAUUUCCCAGAAUGCCGUGCUGUUAUUCCUUUAAUCAAUCAAUAGUUUAAUGUCCCAGUUCAUGUGGGUCCAUGUGUUUCCUGGUCCCCAUUAACUGACAGGAGGGAUGAAGACGAGUGUGAUGGAUUUAAAUCUUGUUUUUACAGCUGGAGGCGAGUUUAAGAUGUUCAGGUUCAAAAUGUUCAGAAAUGAGCUGUACAGAAACGCAACGAAAAUACUUUUGGAGAAAUAAAUGAACAAAAACAGAA
Cottoperca gobio is the source of this 4988-nucleotide messenger RNA. Its product is annotated as serine/threonine-protein kinase TAO2-like. Gene Ontology annotation, biological process: protein phosphorylation. The transcript has 2 exons. Gene Ontology annotation, cellular component: cytoplasm. Gene Ontology annotation, molecular function: protein serine/threonine kinase activity. Lineage: Eukaryota; Metazoa; Chordata; Actinopteri; Perciformes; Bovichtidae. Bases 105 to 1325 code for a protein of 406 amino acids. The record is from RefSeq and is a predicted model, not a curated record.